UCGCUACACCCAAAACAGGCUUGGUUAAAUAUCCAACACAUUUUUAAAAAAGAUCAUCAGAUCAAGCCCUUCGAGGCGAAGAUAAAAUGUCUGAGCAGACACGACAAGUCUCGAAUGACUCGUGCUUCGUGGGUCCGAUUACCUUCCUGCAGCUCCUUUCGAGCACCCUUAACGAUCGGCUUCUGCUAGUCGGAUCGGGCUCUUUCCUCUCCGUUUUUAGCUUGGCGGCCUGCUCCUCAAGAAAUCCUGAGCCAGUGCUGUAUCGCAAGCUUUUGGCGGCCGAUCGGAUCCAUCACAUCAAGCCUCUAGAAUAUCAUGGAGAGCACCCAGAGGAAGAAAGACGCGCUGAGAGUCCGUUUGUGUGUGGUGGCGGAAGAGAAUUCGCGGUUUGUUCGAUCGAGUGUCUCGCGGAAGUCGACGCCGAAGAUGGCCAGACAACACAUUCCUCAAGAUUGGUGUUGAAUAAGCUCAAGGCUUUUACCAUCAAUGAUUGGAUAAUAGAUAUUGACUACCUCGGCCAAUCUUCCGAUCAACACACCCAGAUCGCUCUGCUUACAGCCCACAAUCGACUCGUAUUUUAUAAAUUUGAAGCUCCCGAACAGCUGGAAGAGAUAAAUUCAGUGUCUUGUCAAGACACGACGUUAUUGAUGUCAGGACAAAUUCGAAUUCGAGCCCAAGACCAACACCUGGUCUUUUGCAUAGCAGCUGGAUCUAUAUCUGGCAACGUGACGCUAUGGGAAUGGAGCGCCGAGAACCAGGGCCAUGACGCUAUCGAGCCCGUGCAAACGACUCUCAUCGGCCAUAAGGGCGCCAUAUAUGAUCUGGCAUAUUCGCCCCUAGGGGAAAUGCUCUCCACCGCAUCGGAAGAUAGGUCUGUACGCGUCUGGGACCUCACAAAUUUAGGAGCGUCGCCGAUCGUACUCUGGGGACAUUUCGGACGUGUUUGGCGCGUUCAUUGGUCGAAUAGUGAGCAACUCACAAGCGUAGGAGAAGACUGCCGAGCAUUGACAUGGAGAUUUUCUACAUCUUGUAAAAACCCUGACACUCUAAAGUGUGAGAGCAACCCUCUCAGUAGAUCUUCACUCAAGCCAUUCUCGACUAUUCAAUUAGCACAUGAUGGAAGGAGUGUAUGGUCUGUUACCCACGAUCCAGAAACUGGUUGCUUGCUUACCGGGGGAGCAGACGGAAAAAUUUGUUCAAAUUUCAUAGAACCAAAUAAUCCUCCUGAAAUUAUAUUAAAAAAAAUCACUAGUAUCAAUCAGAUCCCAAUCAAAGCUUUCAACGUUAGUCGGGACGUCAGCAGGAUUGUGUAUGUAUGCCAAGAUGGAUCCAUUUAUGCUCGUUCUCUUCUUGACAAGGAAUGUCUGGAGAAGUUUGUAUACCGUCAUCCUUCCAUCUUUCGAUCACAGUGCCACGUACGGUUUGCACCAGGGUCCAACGAGACAGCAUACGUUGCCACCAACCAAGGCUGGCUAGUUGCUAUUGAUGGCCUAGGUGGAUGCCAACCAAAGAUUCAAAUCCACAAUCUCGAGCACACGAUUACUAUGUUCACAAUCUACGUGACUAAAAAUACAGUAUCCGCUUUGAUAUACGACUGCAAGCGACAUGCGUGUCUUCUCUACGACGUUUCGACAAACGACGAUCCAAAGCUGAAAUUUCGAAUGUGUCUACGGUCUCUGAAGACGCCGACCUCUAUGACGCUUCUAGAAACCAAGGACCCAGGACGUUUGUUGAUCUUUGUGGGGGAUGUCAAGGGAUGUUUAGCAGUCGGUGAAGCGUCAAAGAGGGAGGGCCAAGUUGGCCCAAUUGUAUCGUUGCAUGAAGACGGCAUUCUCGACAUUCGUCUCGAUCAACAAGCGCGGGAUUCCACAUCCAACUGCUUCAAGAAUGGCUGGUGCUUACAUACUCUUGGACGUGAUGGGAAUUUGAUAAGAUGUUGCAUCCAAAUCGUCAAUAUUAACGAGAUCAGAAUCUUUCAGAUCCAUCAGAACCCAAUCGGCAAAGGCAGUCUUGAAGCUUUCCUCGACUGUCCUGACCGUUCGCGGUACAUUGGCGGAUUUGAAAAGGCUCGGUGGAAUAUAUUCGAUUGUCAAACUGGCUCAAUGAUCGGUAGUUGUAAAGUCGCCUGCAACGGACAGCCCAACAUGUGGUUUUGCAGGAACAACGGUAGUCAAAGCUUGCUUUUCUAUCAGCAACAAGGAUCUAUUUUGAUAAAUUGUGUAUCGCUUCCAAACAGAAACAGUCCAAUCCACUCUAUUCCUGACUCUGGUACUCAUGGUCGCGAGAUAAAUUGUCUCAAAGUGAUCUCUAUCUUUCAAGGACUGUUGGAAAUAGUAGCUACUGGUUCUGAGAAUGGCGUCUUGGAACUGUCUCUCAAUCAACGCCAAUGUACUUCGCAGCCACUUGCGACAGUUUAUCGGAAUGCUAGGAUUCCAUUUGCAGUCAAGUGUCUGGCGUGGUUAAAGAUUCUCACUCAAUGUGAAGUUACGGACCGGCUUUGGUGUGAUGGACAUCAGGGGCACAGAGAAACGCUGUUUUUGAUCAUAUCUGGAUCGCGAGAAAUGUUCCAGACAUUCCGAGUGACGAUAGAUCGCCGACCCGACGCAAGCUCUACACACGAAAUCGAUGUGGGAGCGAUGCAUUGGUUCAGCUUCAGCCAACGUUCAGCAGAGGAAAGCGAGGUUAGAAUCAUGGAUUUGGAUCGCCUGCAUUUGGGUGAUGCUACCUGGUUGCUAUCUACUUCACAAAGUGAUGGAAAUAUCAGAGUAUGGAGCUUGGACGUCAACAAGAAAAAGCAACAGCUUCUUUUCCAACACAAAACCAACUACUGUGUCUUCUCCAUUGAGCUACUUCAAAUCAAAGUUUUAAACGAGAGAGAGACAUUGAUCCUGGCGGGAUCGGCUGACGGAGCAUCGACAUCGCCGCAAUCGAGGAGGGUAAGGCUAUAG
Molecule: messenger RNA, 2948 nt
Organism: Puccinia graminis f. sp. tritici CRL 75-36-700-3
Lineage: Eukaryota; Fungi; Basidiomycota; Pucciniomycetes; Pucciniales; Pucciniaceae
Exons: 13
Coding region: 87-2948 (953 amino acids)
Biological process (GO): tRNA methylation
Cellular component (GO): cytoplasm
Molecular function (GO): protein binding
Source: RefSeq, a predicted model, not a curated record